This is a messenger RNA of Paramecium pentaurelia, 3243 nucleotides long. The record is from the annotation of a GenBank genome assembly. NCBI's taxonomy places the organism in Eukaryota, Ciliophora, Oligohymenophorea, Peniculida, Parameciidae.
AUGAUAAGUUAAUCUGAAAUUUAAGAUAUAACUGGAACAUCUAAUGCUUUGAUAUAAUUAUCAAAUUGUAAAGUUGUCAUCUAAAACAUUUUAAUUUAAGGCCUUUAUGCCUUCCCUUUAAUUAAAUUGAUUAAUGUUUAACAAUUAUUUAUCUCUUAUUUUUAGGCAAUUGAAAUUCAAACAUUCUAUGGAUUCAGUCUAUUAGAAUUAAAACUAAAUUUGUAAAUAAAAUAAACCAUUUAUUUUGAAUUCGUAUAUAUUUAACACUUUAAACCUUAUAUAGUUAGAGAUGCUUCAAUCUUCUACAAUCCUAAAAUGAAUUAUAUGAUUUCAGGAUGCGGUUAAGUUGAAAAUAUUUAAUAGAAUCCUUAGAUUUAUUAUUUUAAUGAUAUCAUUAAUCUUAUGUAAACUUGGCAAUUGAGCUCAAUAAUAGAAAUUCAAACUGAUUCAAAUUAGACGGUUAUAUAUCUUUAAAAUAUCUUAUUAUAGGAUAAUUAAUGUGAGUUCUGUUCAAAUGGACUAUUAUUUUUGAAAAUGGUUAACCAUAGUACACUGAUAAUUAGAGACCUUAUUUGUAAUGAAAAUUCGAUAUAAAAAUAUGGAUGUAUAAAUAUUUGGAAAUCUAAUGAUAAAGACCAAUAUAGCAUGAUUUCAAAUUCUAUUUUUUUUCAUAAUAAUGGCAGCACAGGUAGUGCUUUAUAUUCAUCUAACAUGUAAAUGACAAUUAAUUAAUGUAAAAUAUUAAAAAAUAGAGCCAGUUUUUAAGGUGGCGGUUUACAUUUAGAUAUGAAGAAUAGAAAUCUGAUGAUUAAAAAAUCUACAAUAAUAUAUAACUAAGCAAAGGAAGGAGGUGGAAUAUUUAUGUUAAAUGAUGGCAAUAUCAAUUAAAAUAACUUCAUUUAAUCAUUCUUACAUUUCAACUUAGCAGAUUAUUUUGCAAAUAAUUUAGUUGAAUUCCCAACUCAUUUAAGCUUAGUAAUUAAUUCUUAAGAAAUGCAAUCAGAAGAACUUAUUAUUAAUAACAUUACUUUAAGAAGCCUCAAGCUUAACCCUUAUAUAAUUAUAGAAUAAGGGAUUAGAAAAAUUAGCUCAUAUUUGAUGGUACCAAGUAAUUAAGUGGUAAAAGAUUAUUAAUUUUUUUCAUCAGGAAAGCAAAAGUAUAUAUUUAAGGAAUUUUCAAUAUCAAUAAAGAAUAGUAGAAACGAAUUUUUAUUUAAUAUACAGCAAUUUUCUUGUUAAAUUUCAUAUAAAACUGUUUAAAUGAAUUAACAAUAUUAAUUAAAAGAUUUUAAAAUGAUUUCUACCCUUCAAGCCGAUAUUAGAAACAAUAAUUUUGAUUUAGGAUCUAUUUAAUUUCAUUUUAAUCCCUAUCAUGAAGAAAAUCAAAAUUUAUUAAUAUUAAUAAAUUGCUCAUAAUAAAAUUCAACAGAAUAUUUACAUUAUUUAAUCAAAGCAAGAACUUAUAAAUGUUAAUUAGGAGAAUUCUAUGUUGAUGAAGGAUGUUAAAUUUGUGAGUCAAAAUAUGGAUUUUAUUCAGUAACUUAUAAUGCUACAAAGUGUUCAGUAUUUGAUAAAACUAAAUUUGCAAAUAUCACUUCUCAUGCUAUUUAAUUAUUAGUAGGUUAUUGGAGACCACAUUCUUACUCUGAUAAUACCGAUUUUUGUUUCAAAAAUUUUGAAUUUUGUAGAGGAGGUUGGUAAGUUGGAAACGAACUUUGUAGUAUAGGACAUAUUGGAGGAUUGUGUGAGGAAUGUGAUAACCAUAAUAUAAGAGGGUAAGGAUAAUUUUUUAAGAAUUAAUAAGAUUCUAUAUGCUAUGGUUGCUCUGAUACAGCCAAUUAUAUCGUAUCAUUUAUUUUUGCUUCGCUUUGGUAUAAAUAUUUAAAACUAUUUAAGGGCUUUAAUUUCUAUUAUAAUUACCUUAAGAAGCAUUGAGAAAUCAAAUUAAUUAUUUACAACACUUAAGCUUAAGCUUAAACCAAAAUAUAGUAAAAUCUUAUUUAAAUUAGAUUAAGGUAAUAUUAUAUUGUUAAAAAUUUAGAUUUAGAAAGUAUUUUCAUUAAGAUUUUGCUUAAUUAUUUAUGGAUUUUUUCAGUCAUAUUUACUUUUAAUUUAAAGUUUUCGCUAUCUUUUUCUAUCAUUGAUUAAUUUAGUAAUACUUCAUAAUUCAUGGCAUUCAGUCUCGAUUGUUAUUUAUCAGAUGCUUCUUAAAUUGAACUACUUUAUCUCAGGAUCAUUACUACUUUAGGAAUAUUACUCAUAUAAUUCAUCAUAAUUUAAGUUGGAUUAAAAGUUUAUUAAUUAUUUAUUAAACAAAAGUUUGAUAAAAGCAUAAUUUCGAAUACAUUAUUAUACCUAUAUGUUUCAAAUUAUGCUGGACUGAUUAAAUAGUAAUAAGUUCUUUAUAAUUAGAUUUUGUUCUAUUUUGUCAAAAAGAAUAAUCUCAAACAAUCAAUAUAUAUAAGGCGAUCUGACUCUUAUAUUUGGCUCGUAAAAUCAUUAUUAAUGGAUAUAUUAUUUUGCCAUACCUGGACUUGGAAUAUUUGGAUGUUGUAUUCCUUUUUCUUUGUUUUUCUUAAUGCUUAUUAAUAAAAAUAAGCUUGAACACAUCAAACUUAGAAGACAUAUUUGCUACUUAUUCAAUGAAUACAAUGAAAAAAGCUAUUUUUGGGAAUAAAUCAAAUUAUCAAAAAAGACAGUUAUUAUACUUAUUAUGACAUACUUUGAAUCCAAUAUCCUACUAAAAGCUUCUUUAUUGGGAUUAGUUUUAUUAGUUUAUUAAUUAUUAGCUGGAAAACAGCAACCCUAUAUUAUAUCAAGCUUAAAUAACCUAGAUCUCUAAACAGGAUAAAUUUGUUCUAUUGCUAUUUUUGUUGCAACUGCCAAAUAUGUUAGCGAAAAAGAAAUUGAAAAUUCCUAUUCUGAAAUAUUACAAGUUGUUAUUAUGCUUCUUUGUUUAAGACUCUGUUAUCCAUUUUUUUUGGAUAUCUUUAGAGCAUACAUUAAAAAAUAUAAGGUAAAUUUGGAUUAAUAAAUUAUUUAAUAUCUAAAAAUUUAUUAAUCCAAAUUCAAGGAUGGCAAAUCAUUUAGAUAAUAUAUUAAAAAAUUGGAGAUUGAAAGAAAAUAGAUUAAGAACAAACUUUUCCAUUUUAAAACUACAUUUGCUAACUAUUUCAAAGGCAUAAAUUAAAAAUCAAAAGUAAUUAAAAUUCUAUUAUUUAGAUCACAUCUAACUAUUACUGA